CUCUUCAAUUCCUCUGUUUUAUUUAAUGUCAAUCUUAGAAAACAUGUCUGCAAUCAUGGGUAUUGACAAUAUUGAAGACAUCUCUUCAAUAUCUUCCUUAACUUCCAUUAGAAUUCCAGAUUGUCCGGAGAAGGAGGAGGAGGAUGGGGUUGGGCCGGUUGGCGGAACAACUACUCCGACGAAGAAACGAGAUCUAAGGGCUAUUAUCCUUCAAUGUCCGCCUGCGCCAAGGAAAUCCAAGCCAUCUCCGGCCUUGUUCUUGGGAAAAAGACAUCGUGAUCAUCUAAUUAAGGGAACACUUUUGCUCGAUAUGUCACACGAGGUACAAGCAUUGUUUCCAGUUGGAUUUAUGUCUGAUCUUCGUCGUAAGAUCAAGAAGGCUCGAACUUAUAAUUGAAUCAAUGGUUGUGUGUAUCUUACUCGAAGCAAUGGAUACAACAUAUUUUAAUAGGAUUUUGUUUUUUUGGCUUGAUUUUUCAUUUGGAAUUUUUAUGAUACAAGAUUUAUAUUAGAGCAUUGAAGAGCCAAUUAAUCAGACAAGAAUAUGUGUUGAUCAAUGAUUGAAGAAAUUUAGAAUAAGGUAAAUAAAUCUUGAUAUGAAACAUUAGAUUUGAUGCUUCAAGUUUCUUCACUUGGGUGGAUUUCUAGAACUCCACAAAGAUAAGAUUUUUUGUGUUGACGGAGUAACAUUA
Messenger RNA from Impatiens glandulifera, 692 nucleotides. Its product is annotated as cyclin-dependent protein kinase inhibitor SMR14. Lineage: Eukaryota; Viridiplantae; Streptophyta; Magnoliopsida; Ericales; Balsaminaceae. The transcript has a single exon. The coding region runs from base 26 to 397 and encodes 123 amino acids. The record is from RefSeq and is a predicted model, not a curated record.